This is a messenger RNA of Cladophialophora bantiana CBS 173.52, 822 nucleotides long. RefSeq lists its product as uncharacterized. The transcript has a single exon. Bases 1 to 822 code for a protein of 273 amino acids. The record is from RefSeq and is a predicted model, not a curated record. NCBI's taxonomy places the organism in Eukaryota, Fungi, Ascomycota, Eurotiomycetes, Chaetothyriales, Herpotrichiellaceae.
AUGGCUGGGUAUGGCCAGGUCGUGCCAGCCGCCGUGUAUGGUCAACCUCAAAUGUAUGCGCAUCACGGCCAAUACCAUGAGCAUUGGAGUCAGAAUGGAAACGCUGCUUAUAACACGAACAACGCGAUAGACAUCAGAGAUCGCUUAAGUGUUCAACAUCACGGGAUGGAGCCGCCAUGGCACAGUGGCGCUCACCAACAAGCAGUCCUAGCCAUGGCCCCUCCAAUGCUACCACAGCAGCUACUCCCCGAAACUCUGCAUCGGCUUCAACAUGGUGCAUUCUUGCACGACGUGCAAAAGCAAUCAGUGAGCCAGCCACUCCCUCUUUUGCAGCACCCCGCGCUGUUGCACGAGACACAACACUCGCUCAUGCCACCACCUCCGCCACAAUCUCAGCAGCAGCCCUCUUUCCCACCUCUUGCGCAGAUUCUGCCCCAACAUUUCAGCUCACUUCCACCGGCGACUUAUACCGUGAGAGACGACGACAAGAACCUGUUAGGGUUUUCAACCAGCGCGGCAAAUCAGUUGUUUUUCCCCACCACCUCUGCCAGCUCCAUGCCGCAUUUCACUGCUGCGGACGAGCAGAUCUCAUACACUACCUCAUCAGCAGCGCAGAUCAUGUAUGCCACGGCAUUGGAAGACCAGAUGAUACACAGGACAUCUCCGGGAACCGAUUCGGCAUACACAUCGUCGUCGAGUGGUUUGGACCAACAACAAUAUCUGCAAAGCGCUGGACAAGUUUCUGGGACGUAUGAUAUCUCAGGUUUCAACACUUUGCAAGAUCCGUAUGAUCCAAACUCUUCACACGGAGGGUUUCAGUAG